AAGAGCCGUUGCGACUCUCACCUUCUCCGGCGGCGAGGUAGAUUGAUGAACCAACAUUAAACCUGACUGCAGAAAAGCAAUCAGGUCCGUUCCUUGAAGGCGCCGUCCAAGCGCAAACGAUCUUUCUUUCCCCAGAACAAUAAGUCAAUAACCCUGACUCUUUCAGCUUGGAACUAAAAUCUUGCAGAACGAGAGGGUAUUCCGGAAUGAUUUGGAAGUAGAAACGACGAAUUCGAAGAAUAGAGAAUGGUUCUUGACAUUUGCAAAGCUCCGGGGGCCCAAAUCGUUUUAGAGGAACAUAGAAUUCACCGAAUCUCAACUGUCUGUGAUGUGGAUCCUGUUCCUCCAUCGAUGAAACAGGAAAGUGACUUCAAUUAUCCGGAAUUAAAUUUUCAGUGCAGAACCCGUUGAUUUGCAUUAUAGAUUGGUUAAAGCCUUAGAAGAUUCGAAUGUUCAGUUCUGCAAAAACCGCCGGAAAAGACGCGACUCGCUGCGGCGAUUCUUUCUCACUAUCCCGAUUCCCUCCUCACUUUUCUCUUAUAGGCUAGGGUUUGUCGAAGCAACGGUCCAUAGAAUAACAAACCGGAGCAAUCAGUGUUCGGUAAAGGAAAGGGACGGGCUAGAUUCACUGAAACGAGAUCUACGGUUGUUAUUAACUGUGGCUCUCUCGUGGAGGACAAAGAGAGACAACAAAUCACUACCCCAAACAUGCUCCUCCUUAUCCUUGAAGACUCGCGACCAAAUGAAGGUGAGGAAGCUUAAAAAAUUUGUGAGCCAAAAGCGAGAACGUGUGUGUGUCUCAGCUGGAAGUUGUGAAACAGUAAAGAAAGAGAUGGGGAUAUCCUUAUAGCGAUCAUAGUAGGGCUCCCACCAGAAAAAAAAGGGGAAAAAAGGAGACAACAUGGCGGGAGCGCAAUGAGUACCGAAAAUACAAACUCUGAUCAAAAGAAGGAAAGAAGGGGAAAAUCAAAUUUAAAAAUAUGAGAAAGGCAUUUCAGUUCAAUUUCGUUCAUCACAUCUGCUCUUUUGCGUGUUUUGUUAGUUUUCUUUACUAGGAUUGCCAGUAGAGAGACUAUUGUUUGAGAUCUAGGGUUUGGAGAGACGAUAAUGGCGGAACAGAAGAAAUGGAGCUGGGAGGUCCCGGGAUUCGAACCUCGGAAGUCAUUUGAGCGUGAAGAUCAUACGCCCGCUCCUCUGAUUCGGAGGUACUCGAUUUCAACAUCAUCGAAUCUGUCGCAGUCUGACUCCCCGAAGAAAGUUUUAGCUGCCAAAGUCCAGAAAUUGAAGGAUAAAGUGGAGCAUACGAGAGAAGAAUACAUGAAGUUGAGACAAGAAGCCAAUGACCUUCAGGAGUACUCUAAUGCAAAACUUGAUCGAGUUACACGUUAUUUGGGUGUUCUUGCUGAUAGGACUCGUAAGCUUGAUCAAGUGGCGCUUGAAGCUGAAGCUAGAAUUUCGCCACUGGUCAACGAGAAGAAAAGGUUGUUCAAUGACCUGUUUACUGCUAAAGGAAAUAUAAAAGUAUUUUGUCAUACACGGCCGCUAUUUGAAGAUGAAGGCUCAUCAAUAGUUGAGUUUCCUGAUGAUUUCACCAUCCGUAUUAACACUGGUGUUGAUUCUUUAUCCAACCCAAAGAAGGACUUUGAAUUUGAUAGGGUGUAUGGACCGCAUGUUGGGCAAGGGGAGCUCUUCCAUGAUGUUCAGCCAUUUGUGCAGUCAGCUUUGGAUGGUUAUAAUGUUUCUAUAUUUGCUUAUGGGCAAACUCGUUCUGGAAAGACACAUACCAUGGAAGGAUCUAGUUAUGAUCGUGGUCUGUAUGUUAGAAGUUUUGAGGAGCUGUUUGAUUUAUCCAACUCAGAUACAACUUCUGCUUCUCGGUUUAAUUUUUCUGUUACAAUAGUUGAGCUCUACAAUGAUCAGGUGCGAGAUUUGCUAGCUGAAACUAGAAACAGUCUACCAAAGGUCCGCAUGGGACUUCUAGAUUCUUUUGUAGAACUUACCCAAGAGAAGCUUGAGAAUCCUCUGGACUUCUCUAAAGUUGUCAAAGCCGGUCUUCAGUAUCGGGGAAAUGAUAUGGAAAAAUUCAACGUUUCGCAUUUGGUUAUCACUAUUCAUAUACACUAUAGCAAUUGGAUCACAAGGGAAAAUUUGUAUAGCAAGCUUUCUCUUGUUGAUUUGGCGGGAAGUGAAGGUUUGCUGGUGGAAGAUGCUAGUGGAGAGCAUGUAACGGAGUUGCUGCAUGUGACCAAGUCACUCUCAGCAUUGGGGGAUGUUUUAUUUUCUCUGUCAUCAAAGAAGGAUAUUGUACCAUAUGAAAACUCAAGACUUACCAAAAUGCUUGCAGAUUCUCUAGGUGGAAGUUCAAAGACUCUGAUGAUUGUCAAUAUCUGUCCUAAUAUAUCAAAUCUGUCUGAGACUUUAUCCUCCCUCAAUUUUUCUUCAAGAGCACGCAAUGCUGAGCUAAGUCUUGGCAAUCGAGAUACCAUUAAGAAAUGGAGAGAUGUUGCAAAUGAUGCACGGAAGGAAUUAUAUGAAAAGGAAAAGGAAUGCUGUGAUCUAAAGCAAGAAAUGGCAGGACUAAAGCUGGCUCUAAAGGAUGCAAAUGAUCAGUGUGUCCUACUGUUCAAUGAAGUCCAGAAGGCUUGGAAAGUUUCUUUUACUCUGCAGUCAGAUUUAAAGUCGGAAAAUAUAGUACUUGCAGAAAAGCACCAAAAUGAAAAGGAGCAAAAUGCUCAACUUAGAAAUCAAGUUGCUCAUCUUUUGCAAUUGGACCAAGAUAAAAAAAUGCAGAUACAACAACAAGAUUCAACAAUUCAGGCCUUGCAGGCCAAAGUAAAGAGCUUUGAACAACUGAAUGAAGUCCUUCACACUGGUGGUGCGCGGUCAACAAUUGCUUCAGAGACUAGGUCUUCUGGUAGCAUCUCAAGUGUGAAGGCAGCAGGGGACAGCAUGGAUUCUUUGGCAGUUACGCAGAAGCUUGAGGAGGAGCUAUCAAAGCGGGAUGCACUUAUUGAGAAGUUGCAUGAGGAAAAUGAGAAGCUAUUUGGUAGAUUAACAGAGAAGGCUAAAUUUAGUGGAUCUCCUCAGGUUUCAAGUCCUUCCACCAGAGGAUCAUUGGAUCUUCAGACUCGGGACCUGGGAAGGAGUGAUAACAACAAAGGACAUUCUCUUGAUGUUCUUCCAUUGCCAUCAGCCACAGAUAAGAUCGAUGGCACAGUUGCGCUGGUUAAAUCAGGCGGUGAGAAAGUAAAGACUACACCAGCUGGGGAAUAUCUUACUUCUGCACUGAUGGACUUUGAUCCUGAACAGUAUGAGAGCCUUGCAACUGUUGCUGAUGGUGCAAACAAGCUUUUAAUGCUGGUCUUGGCUGCGGUCAUCAAAGCUGGGGCUGCAAGAGAGCAUGAAAUACUUGCUGAAAUCAGAGAUGCUAUAUUUUCAUUUAUCCGGAAGAUGGAGCCAAGGAGGGUGAUGGAUACAAUGCUUGUUUCUCGGGUUAGAAUUCUAUAUAUAAGAUCUUUGAUCGCUAGAUCACCCGAGCUGCAAUCCAUUAAGGUUUCUCCAGUUGAACGCUUCUUAGAGAAGGCUACUAUUGGUCGCAGUAGAAGCUCCAGUCGGGGCAAUAGUCCUCCUGGUAGGUCUCCAGUACGUUAUGAUUCAAUCACAAGGAGCUCUCCGGUUGAUGAGCACUUGCAUGGAUUUAAAGUAAAUAUAAAGCAAGAAAAGAAGUCUAAGUUCUCAUCGAUGGUUUUGAAGCUCCGAGGAAUUGAUCAGGAGGCAUGGAGGCAGCAUGUUACUGGUGGAAAGUUAAGGGAGCUAACGGAAGAAGCCAAAAGUUUUGCAAUUGGGAACAAGGCUCUUGCAGCUCUCUUUGUUCACACUCCAGCUGGUGAGCUGCAACGCCAAAUCAGAUCUUGGCUGGCAGGGAACUUUGAGUUUCUUUCUGUUACUGGGGGUGAUGCCAUAGGGGGAACAACUGGGCAGCUGGAGCUUCUUUCAACAGCCAUUAUGGAUGGAUGGAUGGCUGGUCUUGGAGCAGCAUUGCCACCCAAUACUGAUGCUUUAGGACAACUUCUGUCUGAGUAUGCCAAGCGGGUUUAUACUUCUCAAUUACAGCACUUGAAGGAUAUUGCUGGUACCUUGGCAACAGAAGAAGCAGAAGAUUCUCCACAAGUAGCUAAGCUUCGUACUGCACUCGAGUCUGUUGACCAUAAGAGAAGAAAGAUUCUGGAACAAAUACGAAGUGAUGCAGCUUUACUAAUGGUAGGAGAAGGUGGUUCGCCUAUUCAAAAUACUUCCACUGCAGCGGAGGAUGCACGGUUGGCAUCUCUGAUAUCCCUUGAUGGCAUAUUAAAAGGAGUCAAGGACAUAAUGAGACAGGCCUCUGUAAACUCACUAAGCAAAAGUAAGAAGAAGGCCCUACUUGCUUCUCUAGAUGAUCUUGCAGGACAGAUGCCUUCUCUUCUUGAGAUUGAUCAUCCUUGUGUCCAGAGACAAAUUGCUAAUGCUUGUAGUGUGGUUAAGUCCAUUCCAGAACAAGAUGACCAUCUUCAAGAAGAAGCGCAUGCUCUCCAUCCACCUGCAGAUUGGGUCCCAAGGACUGAAACAGAUGUGUCACAGUGGAAUGUCCUGCAGUUCAACACUGGCUCGACUACCCCCUUCAUCAUUAAAUGUGGAGCAAACUCUAGUUCUGAGCUGGUCAUCAAAGCAGAUGCUCGUGUGCAAGAACCCAAAGGUGGAGAGAUUGUGCGGGUUGUCCCAAGGCCAAGUGUUCUGGCAAAUAUGAGCUUGGAGGAGAUGAAACAGGUAUUUGCUGAACUCCCUGAGGCUCUAAGUUUGCUUGCUCUAGCAAGGACAGCGGACGGAACCCGAGCUCGGUAUUCUAGAUUGUACAGGACUCUGGCAAUGAAGGUUCCAUCACUGAGAGAUGUAGUCAGUGAACUUGAAAAGGAUGGAGUUAUGAAAGAUGUGAAGUCAUGAGGUGCUAAGGGUGGAUUGUUUGAAGAUGUCCAUGUUUGCUUUUUACAGAGGCACCUUCAAAUAAUGAAAUGGGGAACUAUGAAUAUAAUUUGGAGCACUUGCAUAUACAGAUGCUCUUCGUUAUCCUAGUGAAUUAGGGGGCAGUUAAUAUCAUUUUUGGCUGGUUGUCUAGGUAUGGUAAAAGUUGAUUGUAUGUAUUUACAUUAUCUGUUCUUGGCAACGAGGUACACUGUAUCUUCAAACAAUUGCUUGGUCUGUUUGUUUACAUGGUGUAUUGGAGGUCAAUGUUGGCAAUUUUGAAGGGGAGUUGCUCUAUAUGGUUAUGCGUUGUAUGACUGUUGGAUGGCGGUUGUAUCGCCAUGUAAUCCAAUGUUAAUCAGGUGUCUGUUUACAUCAUUUCGGUCAGUUUUCAAAUAGAGUGGAACUGUAAUAGUAGUGUUUUCUCCACGAUUUAUUUUUUGGCAAUGUAGUAGUAUUCUGUAUCCCACUGCUUAUUUAGUAGCUUGCCUUGUGUUUAU
This is a messenger RNA of Macadamia integrifolia, 5495 nucleotides long. RefSeq names its product kinesin-like protein KIN-14B. Lineage: Eukaryota; Viridiplantae; Streptophyta; Magnoliopsida; Proteales; Proteaceae. The coding region runs from base 1108 to 4977 and encodes 1289 amino acids. Gene Ontology annotation, biological process: microtubule-based movement. Gene Ontology annotation, molecular function: microtubule binding; microtubule motor activity; ATP binding. The record is from RefSeq and is a predicted model, not a curated record. The transcript has 23 exons.